ACUUGCUUACUUGAAUUAUAGUGACUACACGAUUCAAAAAGGUAUCGAUAGAUAGAAACACGAGAUAGAUGUUAGAGUCGUUAUCGUUGACGAUCUACUCAUUAUUUCGUUUCAGAUAUUGGAACGAGAGUCAUACUACUUGGCGAUUCUCGUAUGUGGUAUGUAUCCAGCAUUGUAAGAAGAAAACAUUGUUUUGGAUCUGUGUGCAGGAAAACCUCGUCACUGUAUAGAAAUGACGUCCCGCCUGGAAAAAGAACGUUCCAAGCAAAUACAAGAGAAAUGUCAAAAUCUUUUGAUACAAAUGCUACGUGAUGAGGAUAAUAAGUAUUGUGUCGACUGCGAUGCAAAAGGACCAAGAUGGGCUAGUUGGAAUCUAGGUAUAUUCUUGUGUAUUCGUUGUGCUGGAAUACAUAGAAAUCUUGGAGUUCAUAUAAGUAAAGUAAAAUCUGUUAACUUAGAUACAUGGACACCAGAACAAGUAGUGAGUUUACAACAAAUGGGUAACUCCCGUGCAAGAGCAGUUUAUGAAGCAAAUCUUCCAGAUAGUUUUCGAAGACCUCAAACAGUUUGUAGUCUUGAAAGUUUUAUUCGUGCAAAGUAUGAACAUAAAAAAUAUAUAGCCAGGGAAUGGGUACCACCUCCUUUACCAAAGGUCAAUUGGGAUAAAGAGCUUGAUGAAGAAGCAGAAAGACAACGUAGGAGGAAAAAGGAAAAUUCUAAAACUUCAAAUAAUCAACCUAUACUUCCACCUGUAAAAAAACCAGAAGUAGUGCCUCAGUUGCCAAAACCUAAAAGUUCUGUUAGUCCUAAACCUAAUAGAGCAAAUAAUUCUGCAACUCUAGACCUAUUGGGCUUAGAUGCUCCAGCACAAAAUCAAACAAGUGUAAAUGGUGCUGGAGAUGAUAUAUUUUCCUCCUUUUUAUCUGCACCUCCAGCUUCAGUAGCUUCAACAAGUAAUAGUACUUCUAAUACAACUACAAAUGCAUCAACAACAAUCAGUAAAAGUGAAGAAGAAAGUUUUUUCGAUCAACCAGCACCAUCACCUCAAGAAAAAAAUAAAAUGUCCAAAGACAGUAUUUUAGCCUUGUAUGGUACACCAAGUAAUCAACAAUCAGCAAUGUUUGCAGUUCCUGGUGGAAUGUAUGCUCAACAAUCUACCGUUCAGUAUAAUCAAAUACCAACUGUAGUACCAUUUGGUCAACAAACUAAUUUUCCAAAUCAACAAAGUUCCUUGACUCAACUUCCCACCCAGAUGUCUGUUACACCUAAUCAACUACCUAUCACUCAGAAUCAAAUUACAGUGAAUUCUACUUCAUUAGGACCAGUGGCAUCAAAUACUUUAGGGAACUGUUUACAUGUAGGCCAGAUAAAUCAGAUGAAUGGUGUACCUAACCCUGCCAUUACAAUGCAAUCCCAGAUGGUGAUGCAAUUAGGACAGUCUAAUAUUAAUAGUAAUAAUGGUUGGAGUGGAAUGUUAACACAGAAUCUUCAACCAGCUCCUGGUAGCAAUCCUUUUUUCAAUUUAACGUCUCAACAACAGCAACAAUCUGUUACAUUUGGCCCACAGUUACCGCAACAAAUGGCGCAACUUUCUUUAGGUGGCACGAAUUUUUCAAGUACUCCAGGGAAAUCUGCUGCUACAACUACACUUCCUGGACAAACACUUUCCACCAAUUUAUGGCAGUAAAAAUCUUAUGGAUAUUAUUAGUUGAUUGAUUAUUCCAUUCAGUGUUGUACACUAGUGUCGAAUGUUUGUUACCCAACAUGAUUAAAUUUCCAUAUUAGUUUGGAAAUCUCUGGGAUAUAACACAAGAAAGACACAAAUGAAGAGUACUCGAAUACUGUCAUUUUUGAAAAUUAAUUCGUGAAUGCAUACAGUAUUUUGAGCCUAAAAGGUUUUUCUUCUAAAGCUUUGCUAGCUUUCAACGUAAUUGUUGGAAAAGUGGGAACUACAAAUAAAAACGAAUUUUUGACUGAUUAUAAAGAGUUGUUCAUGACGUACAGUAUAUAUGUAUUUGACAAUGUAAUUGUAUUAUUUGCUAAAAAUGGGUGCUUUUGUAUUCACGAUGAAUGUAUGUCAGGGUCCACCUUCAUUAUAGCAAACGAUUUCAUUAUACUUAAACAAGUACAAGCAUCUUUAGUACGAUAAGCAUAGUUUGCGAUAUAGUUCAUUUUUACCCCGAAACAUAAAGGAAAAUCAGAUAUAUAACAGUUUUCACGGACUGUUAAAGUUCUUUGAUAAAUUAUAUAUCAAAGGCUAAUUUACUUAAACCGUGACUUUUCUCGUUUCAAAAGCAGACUUAUUUUCUAGCAUAAUGUUGCAAUGUUUGUACGUAAUCGAAAUGUAUUGAAUGGUUUAAAAUUUGUUUACUAUGUUUAUGUGCUAUUAAUACUGAUUUUUGUAACAACUGGAAAAAAUAUGUCUUGUGUUUUAAAGAGUUAGCGAUAUUGUUACUAUUUCAGUAGUGUGUUGCUUGGAGCGCUAAACUGCAACGUUGAUUGUAGAUUAAGGAACAUUUUAGACCUUAAUAUUCUUUAGCAAGUAUUAUUAAUACGUCUUGUCAAAAUGUAUUUAGUGUUUUUGUUAAUAUCUAAUGGCGGAGACUUAACAAACUAAACAUAUUGUCUACACCUUGAUUCUUAUAGCAUACAUGAAAUACUACAAAAACGUACUAUUUUAAAUUUUAUGCAUUUAGAACUAAAUUUUAAUUACGAUUGAUUGUUUGAUGAGAAUUAAAAUUCUAUGUAAAACAGGUUUGGAUGUUUACCUGUUGAAAAAUUAUGUAAUUUAUUACUGUACAAUAUGAUAAAUAUUGAAACUUGACAAUAAGUUCUAAACAUAUUAUCCGUCACAGUCAUGUUUUAUUGAAUUGAAUUUUUAUCUUAUCAAGUAAUACGUGAUCAUGUAGUUGAAGAAAAGAUGCAUGAUACAAAUGUAAAAAGAUUUUUUUAUGUAAUUUUAUAAAUAAUUAUGAACUAUCAUACAAUCUAAAUUAAUUAGGACUUGUGACUUACUGUUGCAUCGAGAAAAAUUAACAUAUUGUAAAACUGAUAUAAGUACAAAUACACGUUGUCAAAAUAUAGAAAAAAAAAUGUAUAAUGUAUAAUUUAUAAAACUUCAAUAACAAUUGAGCAAUCAAUCAAUCUUUAAAUGUUUUCAAUCCUAUGAUAACUAAAUGAAAUAAUAAUAUUAAGCAAUACUUAUAACAUUUUCGUUAUUAUUUUUAAAUUACAUGUGGUAACAUUGAAAACAUAUUUAAAUUCAAAACGCCAUCUACGUAUUAUACAUUAGUAGAUAGAUCACAUUAAUUAUUUAUGUUUAAGACAAUCAAAUAAUUCUUAUCUUUACAAAAUACACGUUCUAUAUCACUAACUAUAUAGUUAUAUUUUUUUACAUUAACCAUAUCAUUUAAAAUUUUCUAAAUUAAAUUUAAUGAUACUACUGGAGAAGCUUGCCGGAAGUUGCCAUCUUUACUGGACUGCGAAGAGGGAGAAAUUCCUUCAUUUGCGUGAAACCUCUCUUCGGUAUCGCAUGAAAGCCACGUGAGAGAAUCAUGGAUAAACCAGUGGUUUUGGCUCGUGUCAUAAAAGUCCUAGGAAGAACUGGCUCACAAGGGCAAUGUACGCAAGUAAAAGUUGAAUUUCUUGGUGAGCAAAAUCGUCAAAUUAUCCGAAACGUGAAAGGCCCUGUACGAGAAGGUGAUUUAUUAACCUUGCUGGAAUCUGAACGUGAAGCAAGAAGACUUCGAUAAGCACAUAAGGAAAAUGAAUUGCCAGCACGUGAAAGUCACCAACAGUGUCUGGACUCAAACGAUACAAUUCAUUCCAUCAACAAAAUUGGGACGAUCCAACUACUCCAAUAGCACGAGCCGCCUUGUUUCAAAAAAUCACUGUCAAUGAAGAUGUUUCCAAUUUUUGUAAUAAAUACUGGCUAAUAUUUGAUUGAAUA
Molecule: messenger RNA, 3949 nt
Organism: Bombus terrestris (buff-tailed bumblebee)
Lineage: Eukaryota; Metazoa; Arthropoda; Insecta; Hymenoptera; Apidae
Product: stromal membrane-associated protein 1
Exons: 9
Coding region: 233-1687 (484 amino acids)
Molecular function (GO): metal ion binding; GTPase activator activity
Source: RefSeq, a predicted model, not a curated record